Molecule: messenger RNA, 4306 nt
Organism: Juglans microcarpa x Juglans regia
Lineage: Eukaryota; Viridiplantae; Streptophyta; Magnoliopsida; Fagales; Juglandaceae
Product: pentatricopeptide repeat-containing protein At5g66520-like
Exons: 3
Coding region: 346-2223 (625 amino acids)
Biological process (GO): RNA modification
Molecular function (GO): protein binding; zinc ion binding; RNA binding
Source: RefSeq, a predicted model, not a curated record
AAGAUGGUUCGAAUUCGUUACAAGACUUCUUCGUUGGAAUGCAAUCAUCAACGUGGCUUACCACCCGAACCUUCUAUCUUAUCUCUGAUAAUUCUUGAUCCUACGUUCGCCGGAAAUUUUGUGGAGGCAGAGGGCUAGUCUCCGGCUACAAUGGCGAGGGACUUGCCGAUGGGCCCUCAGCUGGAGCAGUUCCACGGUGAUAUCAAGCGAGAAUUUCCGAGCCCUUGCUGUAGGGGUAGUAACCGCUUACUCUCCACGAACACUCAGCUAAGGAGUGUUCAUUGAUUGAAAAUAAGAGGUUCAAAGUAUAGGGGUCCUCACUCCUCAGGGAGUCUCACAAAGAAAAUGAUCUCACUCCAGCUCCUUCAAGCCGCCCCACAGCAUAUAAGCUCACCCAGUUCGCACCUUUCACCAUUGCACGGUCUCGUGUCAUGCUCUUCCAUGUCUCAGCUCAAGCAGUAUCACUCCCAACUCAUACGACUCGGCCUCUCGGCCGAUAACGAUGCUAUGGGCAGAGUUGUCAGGUUCUGUGCUAUCUCCAAAAAUGGUGAUCUGCGUUAUGCUCUACAAGUUUUUGAUACAAUUCUUCACCCAGAUACCUUCAUUUACAAUACCAUAAUGAGAGGUUACUUGCAAUGUCAACUCCCCAGACACUGCGUUCUCUUGUACUCGCAGAUGUUGCACGAAUCUGUUACACCCAAUGGAUUUACCCUCCCUACUGUUAUAAGAGCUUGUAGCGACGAUAAUGCUAUUGAAGAGGGGAAACAAGUACAUGCCCAUGUUGUAAAAUUCGGGUUUGAAGCAGAUGUUUAUUCUCAAAAUAAUUUGAUUUAUAUGUACGUGACUUUUCAGUCUUUGGAGAAAGCAAGAAUGGUCUUUGAUAAGAUGCUUGUGCGGAAUGUUGUGUCUUGGACCGGUUUAAUUAGUGGGUACUCACGGUGGGGGUUUGUUGACGAGGCUUUUGAAGUUUUUAAGCUCAUGCGAGAGAGGAAUUCUGUUUCUUGGAAUGCCAUGAUUGCAGCCUAUGUUCAGAGCUGUCGUUUCCAUGAGGCAUUUGCUUUGUUUGACAGGAUGCGAGCUGAAAAGGUGGUCUUGGAUAAGUUUGUGGCGGCUAGUAUGUUGUCAGCUUGUACAGGUUUAGGAGCUUUAGAGCAAGGGAAGUGGAUACAUGGGUAUAUCGACAAAAGUGGAAUUGAAUUAGACUCAAAGCUUGCAGCAACUAUUAUUGACAUGUACUGUAAGUGUGGCUGCUUGGGGACAGCUUUUGAGGUUUUCAAUGGGUUACCCCACAAGGGAAUAUCUUCAUGGAAUUGCAUGAUUCGUGGUCUAGCAAUGCAUGGGAAAGGAGAGUCUGCCAUUCAGCUCUUUAAAGAGAUGGAGAGGGAGAUGGUAGCUCCUGAUAACAUCACUUUCGUGAACCUCCUCAGUGCAUGUGCUCAUUCGGGGUUAGUUGAGGAAGGGCGUCAUUACUUCCAUCAUAUGGUUGAAGUUCAUGGUAUUGAACCCAGAAGAGAACAUUUUGGAUGCAUGGUUGAUAUUCUUGGAAGAGCUGGAAUGCUGGAGGAAGCAAGAAAGCUUAUCAAUGAUAUGCCCAUGAGCCCUGACGCAAGUGUCCUGGGUGCUCUUUUUGGAGCUUGUAAAAUUCAUGGAAACGUUAAGUUGGGAGAGGAAGUGGGGAAGAGAGUAAUUGAACUAGAGCCCAAUAACAGCGGGCGCUAUGUGUUAUUAGCCAACCUAUAUGCCAAUGCUGGUAGAUGGGAAGAUGUGGCCAACGUGAGGAAACUGAUGAAUGACAGGGGAGUGAAGAAAGUUCCUGGUGUUUCCAUGAUCGAAUUGGAGGGUGUCCUCAAUGAAUUCAUAGCAGGGGAAAGGGCUCAUCCUCAAGCUGCAGAGAUUUAUGCCAAGGUAGACGAGAUGUUGGAGCGUAUAAGAUUUAUCAGCUAUGUACCUAACACAGAUGGAGUAUCUUGUUUUGAUAUUGAGGAGGAGGAAAAGGAGAAGCCCUUGUACUACCACAGUGAAAAACUGGCAAUUGCCUUUGGCCUGUUAAAGACUAAACCAGGAGAGACUCUUCGUAUCACAAAGAAUCUGCGAGUCUGUAAAGAUUGUCACAAUGUAACUAAGCUCAUCUCAAAGGUUUAUGAUCGCCAAAUAAUCGUCAGGGAUCGCAAUCGCUUCCACCAUUUUAGAAUGGGAGAGUGUUCUUGUAAAGAUUACUGGUAAACCCAUGUGUGCAUCUUUUGUUUUGCCUGAAUGGACAGACAAUCAUGUUGGUUGUCCUUAAAACUCAUCAAAAAGGGAUUGCUAAUACAUACUAUAAGUAUUUAUACGUGCUCUACUUGGUUUCUUAGAAGAUGUAAUUAGCAAACCUCUUCAUUGCUUAUUGAGGUUCCCUCAAAGCUCUAAGAAAAGAGCUAUCUAUGGUUUGGAUUGUUUGAGUUAGUUAUUGGGUGAAUCUUAUAUUUGUUAUGAGCUACUUGUGGAAGUGGGGUACACUAAAGAGGUCACAGGUACCCAAAUUGUGACUGAUAACUACUCAUCUCUGUUGACACCAUCUGCAUGAGGGCACUUCAGAUGGUAACUAGUCUUCUGGCUCUCUCUAUAUGCUCAAAAGUUGGCACGUCUGCAACUAACUAUAUGUGGUUUGAAAAAGUGAAGCGGGAUGUGAGAAUGACUGAAAGCAAACUAGUGAUUGGGCUUUCAUGGGAACAGAAGCUGCCAACUUUGUCAUUAGGAACGCAUGGAUCUGUUUACCGAUCAACAAGGAAAAAAACAAGCCCCAUAAUGAGUCUCUGAGCAAAUCUCAAAACCACUGAAGCGACUGCACUUUUGGAGAUCCCAAUCCGAGCUCGUUGAUGGACUCUUCGUCCCUCUGAAUGACCCAAGAAAGUUAAACAAGUUGAUGAGAAAGCAACUCAAAGAUACUGCCGGCAAGAGUUGGUAUGUCAGUGUUUCAACAAGAUUAUAUGUUAACUUUUUUUUCAUUUGAUACGAUUGGUUGCUGGGAAAGUGGAAGAAAGGAAACAUUGAAAUUGUGCGGAAUUCUCUGUUUAUGGUUUCAAGCUGUUGAGUUUCUGUAUUCAACUGACUCAGAUAGUUUUAGGUGUAAACGAGAGGAGGAAAUUUCUUUUGGUACUCAACUAUCAACAUUCUUGAAGAAGUAUCGUUUUUCCUCCCCCUAAAACUCAGCGACCAAACAGAGCUAAACUCAGCUGUGAGUUGCUUGCUCAACGAUUCAACCUUGUGUGCUUUCAGGAUGUGCAAUUUUUGUAAAUUUAGGCCCUAUAGUUGUGUUAUUAAAUGUAAUCUUCUGCAUGAGGUGGUUCACUUCAGAUAAAUUGGAAACUGCCAGAGAGAUUAUGUAGAAGGUUGGGCACUUCAUGUAAUGAUCCUGACCUAUGCUUUAGGGAUUGAUUGGAUUCAUAAUGAGCAUUAUAAAAUUUCUGCUUACUAUGUGUCGAAUGUAAAAUGUGUUAUUGGCCCUAUGUUAGAUAAAUAACCAACUGAAACUGAAAGUGAAAAUUGAUUGAUAUUUCCACAACAUAUAUAGAACUGAAAUUGGUAAUAGUAAUGACUUUACGGCAGUGGUGUUUGUUCAAGCUGUCAAUGACUCUGAUAUGCACCUCUUUUUUCUUUUCCUUUUUUUGGACAAAAAAAAAAAAAAAAACUAUGAUUUGCAUACACUUGCUUAUCCGCAUAUCUUUUUGUGACCUUGCACACAACCUCAUGGGUGAUAAAUUUACCCUGCACCAUCAAAAUUAGUUUCCAUGACCAUGUGUAAGAAGAGCACAUGUAGUUUGGACAGCAAUCUUUGUUUGCAUUUGAUUUAUUUUUUCGAAUAGCCAGAAUAUCUUAUCAAAUGAAUGAUUUUAAUUUUGGCAUGUUGUCUAUGCUGCUCUCGUGUUCAUGCUCAAACCUUUUGAAGGAAACGCUAGGUUCAAGAGAUAGAAGAAAAGAAUCGACGAGCCGAAAAUGAUAAAUGGAAGAGAAAGGUCCGGCAGUCGUGGAAGUAUCAAAGAGAGAGAGAUAAGAAAGGCAAUACUUUGUCACAACCCACGAAUGAAGUGCUUGGGCCAUGGGCUUUGGGCCAGUUUAAUUCCAUUUACAAUUGCUUUUAUUGUGAUUUAGCAGGUUAUUUGGACUAUAAUGUAGUUAGUAGACUUGGGCCCUUAAUUUUAUUUUCUUGUAUGAUUUUAGUUGUGUUAGCCUAGGCCUAUGUAGGAGUCAUCUUCCUUAUGUAUGAGCCAAGGGCUCUAGGUUUCAUCUAUCCAGAAAGUUAAUGCAAAUUCUAUUUCUUUUUCUCUUA